Diuraphis noxia (Russian wheat aphid) is the source of this 2675-nucleotide messenger RNA. Its product is annotated as acyl-CoA synthetase bubblegum family member 1. The record is from RefSeq and is a predicted model, not a curated record. Lineage: Eukaryota; Metazoa; Arthropoda; Insecta; Hemiptera; Aphididae. Gene Ontology annotation, molecular function: long-chain fatty acid-CoA ligase activity. Gene Ontology annotation, cellular component: membrane; endoplasmic reticulum.
UCGCCAGUGUACGUGCGUGUCACCGUGGAAAAAUUUAUUUGUUCGCACGAGUGUUGCGAUUUACUACUGAAAAUUGCAACCACUGUAGAACAAUAAUUAUUAUUUACGCAGCACAAUACUCGUAAUUAUUAUUAUUAUUUUCUGCGCACACAAACACCGUGUCGAUCAUCCGCUGUCGUAGCGGUAAUAAAUUAUAAUAAUAAAUAAUAAUUCAAUAUUWUAUAGAUCUAUAGUAUAUAUGUAUGUGCAAUUAUAUUUAUAAAUAAUUUCCAACACUCAUCCGUCGUCCACCGACGUGGGUCGCGGGGAACAUCUUUCUCUCGCGUUAUCGGCUGUUUCGUUGGUUAUUAUUGUAAAAAUCGUUUCGCUGUUUAAAUCACGGCCGGGCUAUAAUUAACAGUCGUUAAAUUCGCUUAUCGUCGUCGUCGUCUUCAACACGAUAAGUCGAUAAGUGUAGGCAACAACUGGUUCGAGUACUAGCUAUAUAGCCUAUAUAGAGUGUAUGUAGAAGGAGGAGGAAGUUGCACACGAGUCAUUUGGAUUUCGUAGCCACUAGCCGGUUCCACAAACCACCGCCACUUGCAGUUUUCGCGUUCAAGUGCCGCCGUCGUACCGUGCGAUCCACACGAAAACGACUAAUGACUAAUGAGAGACGUAACGUCAGUAUUGUCGUUGCAGUCGGUCGUAUACUUUGUCGUUACCUUGUCGGUCGGGCUCCCGUAGACACGUAGUGGGCUAGUGGCCGAAUUUUCUGUAACACAUUCUACUUCCGACGUUAAGUACUUAUUUAAUUCAUUAUGAGUGAUGACGGUGAUAUUAUUCCAAGUGUUAUGCAAAAUGGUGGAAAUCAAUACAAAAUAAAAGAGAAUUCAUUUUUACCUAGUUCUGAAGUUGAAAAUAACACAAAAAUGAGUUUUGAAAACUCAAAACCAGCAGAAAACUAUGGACCAGAUCAGGUUUUACCUGCUUCACAAAAAUAUACAAGUGAAGCAAAUGGCCGAGUUACUUUAAGAAUUGAGGCUGGUGCAGAUAAUACUCCCAUAUCUGUACCUGGACUUUUGACUAGAACUGCUGAAAAAUAUGGAGAUCUACCAGCGUUAAAUUAUAAGUCAGCCAAUAAAUGGGUUAAAGUUACUUAUAAAGAAUAUGAACAGAAUGUGCGAACUGUUGCUAAAGCAUUUAUAAAGUUGGGCCUUGAAAGAUUUCAUGGCGUCUGUAUAAUCGGGUUUAACUCACCAGAAUGGUUUUAUUCAGACUUGGGGGCUAUUUAUGCUGGUGGUUUUGCUGCUGGAAUGUACACAACAAAUCUUGUAGACGCUUGUCUCCAUUGUUUAGAGACUAGUAAAGCGAAUAUUGCUGUAGUUGAAGAUAGUAAACAACUGGAAAAAAUAUUAUCAGUCAAAAGUCAACUACCACAUUUAAAAGCCAUAAUUCAAUAUGAAGGCAAACCUACUGAAGAAGGUGUUUUAUCUUGGGAAGAUGUUAUGAGAAUUGGAUCAGCUGAAUCUGAUGAUAAAUUAAAUGCUGUAUUGAAAACUAUGGGAGUCAAUGAAUGUUGUACAUUAGUAUUUACGUCUGGAACCGAAGGCGCAUCAAAAGCAGUCAUGGUUAGUCAUGAUAAUCUAACAUACAAUGCAUAUAUGAUCACAAAAUUCUUGUCCUUGGUGGAAGGAAAGGAAGUUCUCGUUUCAUAUUUACCUUUGAGUCAUGUAGCAGCUCAAAUCACUGAUAUAUAUAGUGCUAUCACAAUAGGAGCUCAAGUAUUUUUUGGUGAAAAAGACGCUCUUAAGGGUUCUUUAGUGAGCACACUUCAAGCUGCCAGACCAACAGUUUUUUUGGGUGUUCCUCGUGUUUGGGAAAAAAUUAAUGAAAAAUUAGUGAGUAUCGGCCGAAAAUCAGGUUCAUUGAAAAAGUACAUUGCUGAUUGGGCUAAAGAAGUUGGCUUAAAUCAUUAUGAAGAAGCAAUGAAAGGAGUUGAAAGAGAAACGUACUCGUAUAAAUUUUUCAGAUGGUUAAUUUAUGGUCGUAUCAAAAGUGCUAUUGGUUUCGAUAGAUGCAAAUAUUUUAUUUCAGCUGCUGCUCCUAUAUCAGUGGAGCUAAAAAAAUAUUUUAUGAGUUUGGACAUACCUUUGUGCGAAGCAUUUGGAAUGUCUGAGUGUGGAGGUGCACAUACACUGAGUAAUCCAACUGAUGAAAAUGUUGCUGGCGUUGGAAAAACAUUAGAAGGAGUCACUUCAAAAAUUGACAAACCUGACAAGGAUGGUAAUGGAGAGUUGUGUAUAUAUGGACGUCAUGUAUUUAUGGGCUAUUUGAAUCUAAUAGAAAAAACAGAGAGUACACUUGACACUGAUGGAUGGCUUCAUUCUGGUGAUAUUGCCCAAAUAGACGAUAAAGGAUAUGUUACAAUUACUGGAAGAAUAAAGGAAUUGUUAAUAACAGCUGGUGGAGAGAACAUACCUCCUGUAUUAAUCGAAAACAAUGUUAAAGCCGUCUUACCAGUUGUUAGUAAUGCUUUCUUAAUAGGUGACAAGAGAAAAUUUUUGUCCAUAUUGUUAUCCCUAAAGUGUGAAGUAGAUGCUGAAACUGCUGAGCCACUUGAUACUUUAACACCUGAAGUGAUUUCAUGGCUAUCGUCACUUAAUUGUAAUUUUACCAAAGUGUCAGAGGUUAUAGCA